AUGGCGCCCACCAAGGACACCAUGUUCCGCUCGGCGGACAUGUCCCUGACCCAGCUCUACAUCGCCAAUGAGAUUGGUCGCGAGGUCGUCUCGGCCCUCGGAGAGCUUGGGGUCAUGGAUUUCAGAGAUCUCAACUCGGAAACGACAGCCUUCCAACGUACCUUCACCCAGGAGAUUCGCCGCCUCGACAACGUAGAGCGCCAGCUCCGAUACUUUCGCAGCCAGAUGGAGAAGUCCAGCAUCCCGAUGCGCUCCAUCUACGACUUCAACAACCCAUUCACCGCACCCUCGGCCUCAGAGAUUGAUGAACUUGCGGAUAAGAGCCAAAGCUUGGAACAGAGGAUCUCGUCACUGAAUGAGAGCUAUGAGACACUGAAGAAGCGCGAAGUGGAGCUCACAGAGUGGCGUUGGGUGCUGAGGGAGGCUGGCGGCUUCUUCGACCGGGCGCGUGGCCAGACUGAGGAAAUCAGGCAAUCUGUCGAUGACGAUGACGCGCCGCUACUCCAGGAUGUUGAGCAGAAUGGACAAGGCGACUCGGGCGCUGAGCGCUCCUUCACCGUCAUGAACAUCGGUUUUGUCGCCGGUGUCAUUCCUCGCGAACGCAUUGCCGCCUUCGAACGCAUCCUGUGGCGUACUCUUCGUGGCAACCUGUACAUGAACCAGUCGGAGAUCCCUGAGCCCAUCAUCAAUCCCGAGAACAACGAGGAGACUAGCAAGAAUGUCUUCAUCAUCUUUGCUCACGGCAAAGAGAUUAUCGCCAAGAUCCGCAAGAUCUCAGAGUCGCUCGGUGCCGAUCUAUACAGCGUGGACGAGAACAGCGAGCUGCGACGGGACCAGAUCCGCGAAGUCAACACUCGCUUGAGCGACCUAGCUAGUGUCCUGAAGAACACCAAGUCUACGUUGGAUGCCGAGUUGACCGUGAUUGGACGCAACCUCGCCGCAUGGAUGGUCGUCAUCAAGAAAGAGAAGGCUACGUACGAGACGCUGAACAAGUUUUCGUACGACCACCAGCGCAAGACGCUCAUUGCCGAGGCCUGGGCGCCUACCAACUCGCUUGGACUGAUCAAGUCAACCUUGUCGGACGUCAAUGAGCGCGCUGGUCUUUCGGUCCCCACGAUUGUUAACCAGAUCAAGACCACCAAAACGCCACCGACUUACUUCAAGUCGAACAGGUUCACUGUGGGCUUUCAGACCAUCAUCGACGCUUACGGAACUAUCAAGUACCGUGAAGUCAACCCUGCUCUGCCAGCCAUUGUCACCUUCCCGUUCAUGUUCGCUGUCAUGUUUGGUGAUGCCGGACACGGUGUUAUCCUCACUCUUGCAGCAUUGGCCAUGAUUCACUUUGAAAAGCGACUUGAGCGCAGCAAGCUUGAUGAGCUGUUCUCUAUGAUGUUCUACGGUCGUUAUAUUGUCUUUAUGAUGGGUAUCUUCUCCAUCUACACCGGUCUCCUCUACUGCGACGCCUUUUCUCUUGGUCUCCCUUGGUUCAAGUCUAUGUGGGUGUGGGACAACGACGGCAAGGGCCCAACGGCAACCCGUGUCGAGGGUUACACCUACCCAUUCGGUCUGGACUACCGCUGGCACGAUACCGAGAACGACCUGCUGUUCUCCAACAGUUACAAGAUGAAGCUCAGUAUCUUGCUCGGUUGGUGCCACAUGACGUUCUCGCUCAUGUGGUCGCUCGUCAACGCACGCUACUUCAAGACGAAGAUUGAUAUCUGGGGUAACUUUGUUCCCGGCAUGAUCUUUUUCCAGUCCAUCUUCGGUUACCUCUCCUUUACUAUUGUGUACAAGUGGUGCAUUGACUGGCCUGCCCGCGGCGAAAGCCCACCUAGUUUGUUGAACAUGCUGAUCUACAUGUUCCUGAGCCCCGGUACCCUUGAGGCGGGUACAAAGCCGCUCUACCCCGGCCAGGCUACCAUCCAAGUCAUCUUGGUGCUGAUGGCUCUUGCCUGCGUUCCUGUCUUGUUGUUCUUGAAGCCGUUCUACCUUCGCUAUGAGCACAACAAGGCGCGUGGUCUGGGUUACCGUGGCAUUGGCGAGAGUACUCGCGUCAGCGCUCUGGAUGACGACGAGGAAGACGGCCGUCCUUUGAACGGUGGUCGUGACAGCUUCGGAGAUGACGACGACGGCAUUGCUAUGAUUACGCAAGACAUUGGCCAUGGUGAAGAGCACGAAGAGUUUGAGUUUAGCGAAGUCAUGAUCCACCAGGUCAUUCACACGAUUGAAUUCUGUCUCAACUGCGUGUCGCACACUGCAUCUUACCUCCGUCUGUGGGCCCUGUCGCUCGCCCAUCAGCGUCUGUCGAUUGUGCUGUGGGAGAUGACGAUGAAGAAUGCGUUUGCGUUUACGGGUGUUGCGGGUGCGUUUGUCAUGGUGUUUGUGUUCUACUUCUGGUUCGCACUCACGGUGGCUGUGCUGUGUGUUAUGGAGGGUACCAGUGCCAUGUUGCAUUCGCUGCGUCUGCACUGGGUCGAAGCCAUGAGCAAGCAUUUUAUUGGUGAUGGCGUGCCUUUUGAGCCGUUUAGCUUCAAGGUGCUCCUCGAGGAGGAUCCUGUAGAGUAG
This is a messenger RNA of Bipolaris oryzae ATCC 44560, 2565 nucleotides long. RefSeq lists its product as uncharacterized. Gene Ontology annotation, molecular function: ATPase binding; proton-transporting ATPase activity, rotational mechanism. Gene Ontology annotation, cellular component: vacuolar proton-transporting V-type ATPase, V0 domain; vacuolar proton-transporting V-type ATPase complex; fungal-type vacuole membrane. Bases 1 to 2565 code for a protein of 854 amino acids. Lineage: Eukaryota; Fungi; Ascomycota; Dothideomycetes; Pleosporales; Pleosporaceae. The transcript has 3 exons. The record is from RefSeq and is a predicted model, not a curated record. Gene Ontology annotation, biological process: vacuolar acidification; proton transmembrane transport.